UCUCCGGUGGCAGGGCCUCGGGGCUGGCCUCGGACGGCCAGUUGGCUCCUAGAGAAGUCCCGGGGUCGAGGGAGCAGAGAGCAGGACUCCUUCCGGCCGGCGAGCCGCGCAGGGCGGGGUGCUGGGCUCCGGAGCAUCCCGGGCGCGCGCGGCACCGGGUCACGUGAAGAGGCCUGGGCCACGUGACCCGGCGGGCCCGGCGCCCUCGCGCUCGGCCUCCGGCUCCUCCCCUUCGGCGCCAGCGCUCGCUCUCAUUUUUUUUGGUCGGCGGAGCUUCCGAGGUCCCUGCGGCGCUCUGGCGGCUGGGCACGGCAGCAGCUGGCCUCGCAGCAGAGAUGUCGGCUUAUUUAUAGGAGUUGCUUGAAGCCAGAGUCAUGGUGGAUGUAGGGAAGUGGCCAAUCUUCACUCUGCUGUCACCUCAAGAAAUUGCAUCUAUUCGGAAAGCAUGUGUCUUUGGCACCUCAGCCAGUGAAGCACUCUACGUUACUGACAAUGAUGAGGUCUUUGUAUUUGGACUGAACUAUAGUAACUGUCUAGGAACUGGAGAUAACCAGAGUACACUUGUACCCAAAAAGCUAGAAGCCUUAUGUGGAAAGAAGAUUAAAAGCCUUAGUUACGGGAGUGGACCACAUGUUCUUCUCAGCACUGAAGAUGGGGUGGUUUAUGCCUGGGGCCACAAUGGAUAUAGCCAGCUUGGGAAUGGGACCACCAACCAAGGCAUCGCUCCCAUCCAGGUGUGUACCAAUCUCUUGAUUAAGCAAGUGGUUGAAGUAGCCUGUGGCUCACAUCAUUCAAUGGCUCUGGCAGCUGAUGGAGAGGUGUUUGCUUGGGGGUAUAACAACUGUGGUCAGGUGGGAUCAGGUUCUACAGCAAAUCAACCAACUCCUCGAAAAGUUACAAACUGUUUACAUAUUAAGAGGGUGGUUGGCAUUGCCUGUGGUCAGACAUCAUCCAUGGCCGUUCUAGACAAUGGUGAGGUGUAUGGCUGGGGCUACAAUGGCAACGGCCAGCUGGGCUUGGGAAACAACGGCAAUCAGCUGACCCCUGUGAGAGUGGCAGCCUUGCACAGUGUUUGUGUGAACCAGAUUGUCUGCGGCUAUGCACAUACUCUAGCACUAACAGAUGAGGGCUUGCUCUAUGCCUGGGGAGCUAACACAUACGGGCAGCUGGGAACUGGCAAUAAAAAUAACCUGCUAAGCCCAGCACACAUCAUGGUGGAGAAAGAAAGGGUAGUGGAGAUCGCAGCCUGUCACUCUGCCCAUACGUCUGCUGCUAAGACCCAGGGAGGGCACGUGUACAUGUGGGGCCAGUGCCGGGGCCAGUCGGUGGUCCUCCCCCAUCUCACCCACUUCUCCUGCACCGACGACGUGUUCGCCUGCUUUGCUACUCCCGCUGUCUCGUGGCGCCUCCUGUCUGUGGAGCAUGAAGACUUUUUAACAGUUGCAGAGUCACUGAAGAAGGAAUUCGAUAGUCCAGAAACUGCCGAUCUGAAAUUUCGAAUUGAUGGGAAAUAUAUUCAUGUGCAUAAAGCUGUUCUGAAAAUCAGGUGUGAGCACUUUCGUUCCAUGUUCCAGUCGUAUUGGAACGAGGACAUGAAGGAAGUGAUAGAAAUCGACCAGUUCUCUUACCCCGUGUAUCGUGCCUUUCUCCAGUACCUCUACACAGACACGGUGGACCUGCCACCAGAGGAUGCCAUAGGUCUUUUGGAUUUGGCGACAUCUUACUGUGAAAACAGACUGAAAAAACUUUGUCAGCACAUUAUCAAGCGAGGAAUCACUGUGGAGAAUGCCUUCUCAUUAUUCUCUGCUGCGGUCAGAUAUGAUGCAGAGGAUUUAGAAGAAUUCUGCUUUAAGUUUUGCAUCAAUCAUUUGACAGAAGUUACACAGACUGCAGCAUUUUGGCAAAUGGAUGGCCCUCUGCUAAAGGAAUUCAUUGCUAAAGCCAGUAAAUGUGGAGCCUUUAAGAACUGAAGCACAAGGGCGCUGGGUCUUGUGUGAGUGCUCUGGGGCACUGUUGUCCAGCUUGUGCUCUACGGGUAAUGCGAUUCUGCAGGUAAAAAACCAUCAGGUUGUUUUUCCCACAUCUGAGACACAGUUCUCUGCGUAGGAAUAUAUGAAAGAUGAACGGCUUUUCUUGAGCCCAUUUUAAAUAACUCGUUUCCAGAUAUGUGUAUCUUAAAUGUGGCCUUUCUUACAUUUGGCCUGGAACGUUGUAAAAGGGAGAGAGUUUAGCUGUUCUUGGUUUUGUUUUAAUUUUUUUGAUUAGAGGAACUUCUGAA
Propithecus coquereli (Coquerel's sifaka) is the source of this 2278-nucleotide messenger RNA. RefSeq names its product regulator of chromosome condensation (RCC1) and BTB (POZ) domain containing protein 1 (gene RCBTB1). The coding region runs from base 375 to 1970 and encodes 531 amino acids. The record is from RefSeq and is a predicted model, not a curated record. NCBI's taxonomy places the organism in Eukaryota, Metazoa, Chordata, Mammalia, Primates, Indriidae. The transcript has 12 exons. Gene Ontology annotation, molecular function: protein binding.